AUGUCGACAGUUCAGGACAAUGAUAUGGUCUUCGAUUGGAAAGCAGUGGGCAAAGCCCCUGCUAGGUCGUGCUUUUGUCAACCGCAAAACAGCCUUUACAGGGAAACCAGUAUUGUGAAGCUGGUUUCCGGACGUGAACUAUUUGGACCAGUUAAAAAACUGUCAAACAUUCGGUACCGUGUCGUUCUUAAUACUAUGCUACUUCCCAAAGUUAAGGAUUGGCGAGGAAAUCUUGACUCUUACAUGAAACAGUUAUGGUUUCCUGCUUAUGGGGCUUUCAACCGAUUCAUCCUACGUAUUGUGCUUAAAUGUUCCAGGUUACUUGAAAUUGGUUUGUUUGAUGUCAAUUUGAUCUUCUUUUUUAUUUCAAAAUUAUUUUUAGAUUUCUGUAGCUCAGAAAGGAUCCUGGUUGUUGCUGUUCUCACCCCGACGUCAAUCAUCCCAUCUGCGAAGGUAGGUAUUGGCAACCUGGCAAAUUCUGCAACUUUGAGGGCGUUUGGCUUGGCCGGGAAUUCACUUUUCCAGCGAUAUACGAUAAGUGUAAGGGAAAGACGCCCUCUUGAUAACUUCUACGCGUCGUUUUCGAAGGAUUCGUCUGUGAUUUCUGUCCUGGUUUCACCGAAACUGCCGUGCACAGAAAAGAUAGAGCCGUUCUUUUUUGACGCGAACAUCUAUCUUUUGAAUCUUAAGCACGGAUUGUCGCUUAAUCUCAGUGCAACUAUAAGAGCGUCUUGCCGUUGGCAGAAACAUAAACUGGACAGAGUAUGUCUGCGAUCUACCGAUUACGGUGCGGUUUUGAAUAGUGGCUUAUCAAUUACAACUUUUAUAUUUUUGGAUUCUCUUCCACCGGCUCUAAAUGUCUUUAGGGCAAAGGUAUUUCGUUUAAAGCGGGGUAGAGGCCAGGGUUACGAAAGAAGUCUGGAAAAUAUGGAAAGUUCGGUGGUGAUGUGUGGCGUUCGAAAGAUGAAGUCUUUUAUCUAUCCUGUUUCUGAAGAAGAAGAUUAUUCUCUUGAGCUUCUUCAGUCAGAAAGGAUUGACAGUUAUACAAAGAAAGGUGUUUACUUCGUAAUGUCUACUACAGAAAUAGCGUCUUUUAUUAAAUCUGGUACAAAUAAAUUACUUCGUUAUUUUUCAUUCAAUGUUGAUACUAUAACUUGCGUUGAUUAUGAGUUGGAUAUUAUUGAAUGCACUAGCGACUACUGGAUUUAUUCAAUGAUUACUACUUUGAUUGAAGUAAAAACGGAUGGGCGGCCGUUGUUAUAUGUUGGUGUAUUUUCCAUGAAUAUAAAUGCUCUCACAACUAGUGAUGUGUCUGUAUGGAGGAAACUGCGUGCAGUAGAUGUUUCUGAAGCAAAGGGAACAAUUUUCCCAUGUAGGAGGGACAGAUGGUAUCCCUUUAAUGACAAACGCGUUAAGAGUGUUGAAGAAAGACUUGUUUCCGACGAAUGCCUUACUAAAGGUCGGGUUUGA
Enterobius vermicularis (human pinworm) is the source of this 1470-nucleotide messenger RNA. The record is from the annotation of a GenBank genome assembly. NCBI's taxonomy places the organism in Eukaryota, Metazoa, Nematoda, Chromadorea, Rhabditida, Oxyuridae.